Candida dubliniensis CD36 is the source of this 834-nucleotide messenger RNA. It is a transcript of the gene PGA30, whose product is annotated as Pga30p. The transcript has a single exon. The coding region runs from base 1 to 834 and encodes 277 amino acids. The record is from RefSeq and is a predicted model, not a curated record. Lineage: Eukaryota; Fungi; Ascomycota; Pichiomycetes; Serinales; Debaryomycetaceae.
AUGAAAUACUUUACAAUUGCAACCUUAUUAACUUUGACAUCAUCUGCUUUAGCUGCUAUCAGGGAUGUUCAAUUGUUUGCUCAAUCUUCAAAUGAAGAAAUUAACAAUAAUGGCCUUAUUUCUAGACGUGAAGGUGCUGGAAUCAAUUAUUUGUUUUUGGCUAGUGGUGGUGCUGAAACUUUAAAAUUUGAUGACGAAACCUAUACAGUUUUCAGUGAAUUACAAACAGGUUCAACUACUGCUAGACAACUGUUGGUUGUUUCCGGUGGUGUUGUUCAAUUGAGUGUUACUGGUCAACCACUUCAUGUUGAAAUUUCUGAAGAUGGAACCGUUAAGUUUGCUGGUUCCGAUUCUGUUGCUGCUGCUAAGAAUAUCAAUGAUCCAUAUAACUACUCCAAGGAUUCAUUUGCUGUUGUUACUAAUGGUGGUGAAGGCUCAAUCCCAUUCACAAUUGUUGCCAAAUUUGUUGGUGGUGAGAAAUCUUCGUCUACUGCAAAACCUACUGAAGCUCCAACAGAAACUCCGGUUUAUUCAAACAAGACAGUAACUGUUUUCACUACUUACUGUCCAGAAUCUACUACAAUCACUUUAACUAUUUGUUCAGAAGUUUGUACACCUACUGUGAUUGAAACUUCUGGUUCAGUUACUGUUUCUUCUGUUUUACCUUCUAGUACUGAAGCUCCUCCAAAAACUUCUGUUGCAGCACCAUCAACUACAGCUGAAGCCAAAACUACUGCUCCAGUCACUUCAUAUGAAGGUGGUGCUAAUGAAAUCAUUAGUGGCGGAUCAAUGGCUGUUGCCCUUGUUGCUGCUGCUAUUGGUUUAGUUAUCUAA